AUGAAAACCUUUGCCCUACUACACAAGUUGCAGGUGCACACAUUAGCUCUACAGGAGGAUGAACGUGAGGGCGUCUGUUUCUUUUCCCUGUGUGUUAGCAAUGGCUUUGUUUACGUCGGUUCAACCAAUGGGAGGAUUUUCCUUUUUAAGAGAAGAGGGCGCUGCUUAUUCGAACCCGUCCUUUUUCACAGCGUCAUUAGGAGCCAUACGUCUGGAAUAGUAACAAAGAUAUUUGCCUUGGAACGUCUUCACCUGUUAAUUCAUGGAACGGACAAAGGGGGCAUUUACGUCCUGGGGAGUAAGAAGCUGGUCAGGAGAAAAUGUUUAAGCAUGGCGAAGGGGAAAAAGGAUAGGGUGCGCAAGUUGGUAAGUCAUUUUCAUAAAGGGGCCAUAACGAGCAUAAAUUGUGUAGUGCAGGAAGAUGCCAGGUACAGGCGCGGAAGGAGCGGCAGGAGUUGCAAUGGGGAAACAUUGUACGUCUUUGUGGGAGACCAGCAGGGAGUGCUCUCCUGCAUCGUUUUAAAGAAAAAAGGGUCCAGGUUAAGAAGCGAGGCGAAUAUUCUCCUCAUCGAUAAGACAAACGGUCCAAUCAGUCACAUAGAAAUUGAGCGAGAUAUAAUUUUGGUCACCUGUGAAAGGGUUAAUGUUAUUAUGAAUGUACAUGAUGUGAUUGAAAAGAAGAAGGCUAACUUUAGCACCAUUGGGAAAAAAGAAAACAAGAGUUAUUAUCGGUCUGUAUUUUGCACGGCCAAGGGUGGGAAGGGGUACCCGUGUAUUUUGAGUUUGAGGAAAAAUGGUCGUGUGUGGCUAAGUCAUGGGGAGAGGGUAAUAAACACAUUAGUUUUUUACUACUCUUCUGUUUAUUUUUUUUACUUAUUGUUUUUUAAGACGGGGGUUAGCGGUGGACAUCGCCCAAGCAGUGGUGGACCCUCCUUCCCAUUCCACGUAUACCAAAAGGAGCUCAUUAAAAAUGUUCACUUCACAACCCUUUUAAGGACAAUUUUAAAAAAAUUUACAAAUUUCCUCCUGCCUCUAAGACCGAAUGCGAACGUGUGUUACAGGAUAGAUAGGGAUCACUUUGUCCUAUUUGAAUUGGACAAUCCGUUCUUGUCCUUCCCGAGUGGCUCCCCAGAUGCACGCGCCGGUAAGCUGCCAACAAAUGACGAGCAGGAAAAUCUCGCCCAGUUGAAAAAAGAUAUAAACUUGAUAAGAAAUUUCAUUGAGGAGGAGAUGGAAAAUGGAAGGGAAGUCGGAAAGGAAGACAAACUGAGCGGAGAGAAAACAAAAUUCUUAUCAUUCUUAAUGGACAAUUUGGACGAUGCAGAAAAUAUUCUGCGCAGAAUUAAAAGUAAAAAAAUAAUGGUUAUUAAUAUUAAAAGCAUCGAAAUGGAGGACAUGGUGGACCUCCAUGUGGGUUCUCUAUCCUGGGGAUGCAGCGACAUGACAGAGCAAGCGCAGUGGUGCGAAACGCAUGGCACAAGUAACAAGAUUGCUCAUAUGUUGGGUAAAGAAGAAGGGGAAGGGAAGCAAGGGAUGAUUCCCUGUGGAAAAACAAAUCUAGGGUUGUCCCCCAAGAAGGAGGACACCAAACAAUGCGUUUCCCCGAAAGAAAGCAUCCAUAAUGGGGACACCCCAUCCCCCAAUGAACCCAGCAAAGGAAACGAAACAGAAAAUAAAACACACAUAAGGAGAAAUACUUGUUCGAAAUAUUUUCCCCCCAAUCAGAUAAUCGAUUCCGUGAAGUGGAAAAAGAAAAUUUUCCUGUUAUACUUUAAUCCAAAUAUGAAAAACGAUUUUUACGUUUCGAAAAACAUAAGUGAGGUUUUUUUCUCACCAUACAAUGUCGUACCAAGGGGGGGAGUCCAGGAGGUAGAAGAAAACGAGGGUGAGGGUAAAGCACAAGAAGGGACACACUUCUAUCUGUGUGAAGUGCACACUGAGGACAACUUCAAAUUGGCAAAAUAUCUCUCAAACGAAAUAGAAAACGUGACCCACUUGGAAAGGUACUCAUUCCACAUGCUGCUUUUCUAUGUGAGUCAUUUUUUCGAUUACAUAAAUGCAAAAAGGGAGACCCUAGAUGCAAAUUUUCUUUUCCACGUGGACAAGGACCUCGUACCAGUAGAAGAAGCUAAGGGUGUUGACGAUCAAAUAAAUAACGUUCUAUUAAAAAACAUAGAAGCUGCAAAAAGGAAUAUAAAGGAUUCACUUUACAUGACCCAGAAAAUGAAAACAACUGGAUCGGAUUUGAUCACUGAUAAUAAUUAUGUACAGGGGGUAGACUUUUUGGGCAGCGUUUAUACUCCUGUUAACCCCGCCUAUUUGCAUGUCAAUGUGAGGAAGGCAAAAAAAUUGUACAGCCGUAUGAGGAGCGCAGUGGUGAAAUAUAUGCCCGUGUUUUAUGAGGUUAUUACGUGCGAAGUGUUUCCAGAAAUGGCGCAAAAUGGGCACCUCCGGUAUGUAAACGAUUUCAACCUCACAACAUGUGUAACACUCAUUCGAAAUACUCCUCACUUGCUGUUUCAAUUUUUACACUACUUCCAUAUCUUUGUCUACCUCGAAGUUGUCAUUACAAGUUUUAUACACAGAGAGAAUUACUGCUUCAGAAAAUUUCCAAUGUACGUGCCGGAGAGGAGACUGGGGGGAGCGGAAAAUACGCUUACCCCACGUGCACAUGGUCAUGAUCAUGCUUAUACAGAAGUGGGAGUAGCACAGGGCGGAACAGUCAAUCGGUUAACAAGUUACGCAGUGGUACAGGUAAGAGGCGCAGAUAGUAAUUUUAACCUUUUCCCUCACCAGUUUGCGAACAUAACGGGGGGUACAAACGUCGUUAAGCCACAUGCAGGAGGACCAAGUGGGAAAAUAGGAUACGAUGCCUUUGUUGACGUCUGUGGGGGAUGCUCGAAGAAGCGACACCAUCUGUUCACGGCAAGAGGGGAAACAUACCCAGGAGGGUUUUCAUUUGAUGGGGGAAACACCUUUGACAUUUUCGACCAUCUCCUGUUUGUGAUGGAAGGGUGGUCCAAAAAAGGGAGUGCCGUGAGGGAGAGACUUACAGGUGGAGUCUCCCUUCCAAUGCACGUAUCCCACCUCUCGAAGGAGGAACUUUUCUUCGAAUGUAAUAGGAGGAUAUCUCGUGAGGGGAGUGUUCGAAACGUGCCUCCGCUUAUGCACACCUUGUACGUAUACCGAAGGUGGAAAAGAGGCAUCUUGGCUAAAAGUGGUGAGCGGUUUGAGUGGCGAAGGAGGCCUCGCAAGAAAGUCAGAAGAAGGAUGCUCCCCCAAAUGAGUCGCGUUACACGAUUGUUCGAAGGAAUAGUUCCAACAAAUUUGUCUCCCCAUGCACACCACGAAUAUGUCGAGCAAAAGCAGCUCCUGAAAAAUGGACAGAAUUAUUGCACCCAAUUUGAAGAGCAAAAAGGAAAGUCCCCCCCAUUUCAAGGUGAUCUCCGUGAUGAGAAAAUCCAACGGCAGCAGAACAAAUUGCGUAAACUGGUUAACCUAAGGAAGCUUUUAAAAACGUACAUGGAAAAUGCCACCUACAAGAAAGGAAUCCUGAAGAACCAAAUGAAAAUACAAGACUUUUUGAAAUGCACAGCGAGGUUAUAUUUUUAUCGAAAGGUCACUGAAGGGGUGUACAUAGUAAACCUUAAUGAGUAUCGCCAGAUUUAUGAGUGUCUCGUCCUGUAUCAUUUAUUUGUGAAUCUAUUUGAAACAGAAAUUGUUUUGUUCCUCUUGCACUCUAAUUGUAAGGUCAAAAUGGGAGUGACCAAUAGCGACGAUCGUGGGAGCGGCAUCCUUUGUAGCACGUCCUGCCGUGAGGAGGGAGAUCACCAAAAUGGCGUGGUAAAGAUUGUGGGAAAUAAACAAAUGAAAUUUUUCCAAAAAUGGAAUGAACACAUUAUACGAAAUAAUAUCCUGCUGAUGGAUAUUCUCUUCGGGUUUUACUACAACUCGGAGGGAAGCACAAAUGCAAAUUUGAAGUCGUUCAUGAGGAAGUUUUGCAAUUUUAGGUACCUAGCUGAGUAUAUCAGUUAUGUGAGUGGGGGAGAAGCAAAGGGGGAGAUGAUGAAAGGAGUGGGCGACCACGUUCCAAAUGGGACGUCCCUUCUGUUCAGCUUGGAUGAAGCGGCGCGGAAGGGGAGCGACGUCGACAUGCAUGCCAGAUGUCUUUUUAGCAACUCCCAUGGGGGGGGCCUGUCCCGGGCGUGCAUUGUUGAAAAGCGAUUAGACUGGUCACGAGCACAACAAAGCGGAUCCACACAAGAGGUAGCAUCCCAGCCACAUGGCAAGCCAUCUACUGUACAUAAUUCUUACCAUUUGCCUGACAACGUUGGGGAGAAAAAAGGAGGGAGAAAACAUUUGAAGAAAGCGAAAAGGGAGACAUACCGCCUCCAUGUGGAAACCUUCCUGAGGGUUUAUAUCCAUUUAGAUAAGAAGCACCGAUGCACAAAACGUCAGCGAGGUGUUAGCGUAUUCCUUUUUUUUAAAAAUAUUGAUGUGUACAAUUUUGUGAGAAUCGUUUAUCUGUUGUGCAGGGAGAAAUGCCACCAUGAGCUCCCUUUGUGCGCAGGGAGGGCGGGACAUACAAAUGGGGAACUAUUCAGAAAGCAGCAACCCAUGUUGAACUCGCGCCAGGUGUCUGCGCAUAUUAGAGACAUUCUACACAAGUAUGAAGAAUCAAGUGGGUUAAAAAAAGUGAACAGGGCCUUUCGCGCGUUUGUGAACGAUUUGAUGGUGGGGGAAGGGACAGAUGAACCCUACCUAGAGAUACUUAACCAACGGAGCGUAGAAUUGUGUGUGCAGUAUGUACGUCAUCUUAUAAAAGGGAAAACGGCUUGCCAACAUUCACCGGGAAAGAAGAAGAAAAUGUCGCUUUUGGUGUGUAAGCUGGCGCAUCUGCUGCGCAUGCUGAAUUGGACAAAGGCGUUAUCUGCGCUUUUAGAUUUGUAUAGGAGUCUCUCUUGCGAAGUUUUUUUUUUCACUCUCCUUUUGGAAAGGCAUUCUAGUGAAUUGGGAGGAAGGGCCCUCCAUCUUCUCCACAAGAACUAUUCUACACUGCUAAAGAAGAAUCAAAGUUACGAAGACGUAGUUAUGCAUAUGCUGUUGCACGUCGGAAGAAACAGUGGGCAUUAUUUCAGCAUCAUGAUUAUGACAAUUCUUAAGUACUUUUUUGAAAAUUUUUUUUUUUUAAAAAAUGUAUGUGUAAGUUUGGAGGACGUUAUGACAAAAAGGUAUUCUUCAUUAUUUUUGUGUUUCUUCAAAAAUGGAAUGUUCAAGAGGGAAUGCAUUUUUUCUCCAAAUUUGUUCAAGUCUUUUCACACAAGUGACAGUUUUUUUUUUUCUGGCUAUUCCUUUGUUAAGUACCUUUUUAAAUGUUGCUAUAAAUAUAUGAAUUUUCAGAGCGACAAUUUUUUAAUUGUGUUAAAUAAUUUGCUAUAUGACCAUUUUGUGAAAUUAUUUCAUUUUUUUCAAGUAAGCUGUUCGUCUUUUUUGCAUGUGCACUUUUCUUUUUUUCUGUUAAUAUCUUAUUUUUAUGUUGGAUAUUAUGCGUAUGUUUACCCCCUUUUGCGUUUUUUUGGGGAUGCAUUUUGCGCCCUUUUGCCCAAGUUGAAAAUUUUAAAUUGCAAAAAAUGGGAGCCACAAAGUUGUGUGUUAACGGAGGAACAAGAUGAUGAAGAAGAAGAGGCCCAUGGGACGGGCCAUAAAAACGAUACCAAAUUUUUCAGUCAAGUGAAGUGGCAGAAGGAUGUUGUCAACCCCUCGGAGGAAAGUCUACUACAUAGCGUUGAUUACCUAGCCAAUUUCUUUUUCGCGGUAUUAAUUAAAUUUCUGUGUGAAGUAAAUCACAAGGUGUGCAGCAAGGACGUCGAUCUGGUCAUUCAUAACACCGGAAAGAACGAAGAAGUCUACUUUAAGGCAUCUGAAUUUUUGAACAAUUUUUAUGGGUCAUGUGAGCUCGUGUCCAGCAGGUGUGGUGAAAACGGGCUGGGCAAAACCUUUCACAAGCAGGACGCAGUAACAUGUAGAAGAAAAAAUAUCAGCGUACAGAUUUAUGACCGACGUGGUAAGGCUCACACCAUCGUGGAAAUGCUUAACUCCUUUUUUGGGGUGCUCUGCUGUUUGCAGUCGAUCAAACUUAGCCUUAAAAAGGGGCGCCCCGUUUUUGUGCGUACAAAUAGGCAUUACAGGAAAUACCUACUGGGCAUAAUUUGCGGGCUGUUUGGGGGCGUGUCGGAAGGGAGCGGCGAAGGAUACCGUUGCAAAGAGGCAAGCGGACGGAGCACAAUUGGCACCCCCUGCGGGAAUCGCGGUUUCCAACUGGAUCGUUUCGCACAGAAGGAACGCUCCUUAAGUGUCCUAACCUGCGUGCUCUGCAUCGCCCACUUCGUGAGUCACUUCAAACACAUCAAAGGAGAGAUAAUCAGAAAAUUCAUCUUCAUGCUUGACUACUUUUUGGCCAACCAGGACUCCCCGAACUUUCAGCAACAACACUGGGGAUACACACCCCAGAAAAAUAUACACCAAAUUUACAAAACGAUCAUAACAAACUUACCCACAAGGGUGUUACCUGUUAAGUGA
Messenger RNA from Plasmodium fragile, 6579 nucleotides. RefSeq lists its product as uncharacterized. The record is from RefSeq and is a predicted model, not a curated record. The transcript is spliced from 2 exons. The coding region runs from base 1 to 6579 and encodes 2192 amino acids. Lineage: Eukaryota; Apicomplexa; Aconoidasida; Haemosporida; Plasmodiidae.